Molecule: messenger RNA, 456 nt
Organism: Camelus dromedarius (Arabian camel)
Lineage: Eukaryota; Metazoa; Chordata; Mammalia; Artiodactyla; Camelidae
Gene: MRLN
Product: myoregulin
Exons: 3
Coding region: 249-389 (46 amino acids)
Source: RefSeq, a predicted model, not a curated record
CGCCCGUUAUUAAUAACAGCCCAGUGAGCAUCCUAAGCCACGCAGGAGCACAUGGUGUUUUUCACAAAAGAGAGAUCAUUUCCUUGACUUUGGACUUCGCGUGUUGAACCCCUGAACAGAGGCAAGGUUGCUAAGAGACCACCUGUGCUGAGUGCACUUUGUUCUAGCAAGAGCAGACGAGAGAAAGCAGGAAGCAGCCUUAUCUGCCACUACCUGGGAUUAAGUCAGGGAGCACGAGCAUUUUGGAUAUGAUGUAUAAAAAUUGGAUAUUAAUUUCUACUACUACCCCCACAAGUCUGGAAGAUGAAAUUGUGGGAAGACUUCUAAAAAUUUUAUUUGUAAUCUUUGUUGACUUCCUGUCUAUUAUAUAUGUUGUUAUAACUUCAUAGAAGCUGACUUCCCUUACUUUGCAUUUGAAUUCUGUGUUGAACUCCAGCAAAUAAAAUUUUGUAAUUU